AUGGAAAGAUGUUUGUGAUUCUUCAUUGCUUUCCCUCAUGAUAUUCCUUUCCUCAUGUGCAGGGUACCCACUACUCACACCCAAUCUGAUCUCCCAGUGGGAACAAGAGGAGGAACUACAGACAGUGAAGACAGAACUUAUCCAGGGCAUCUGUACCGAGCAGGACCAGGAAGGUUUUGAGUCUCUACAUAAUACUAAGGAAUUAGUUGCUCUUCAAGAUAACAAUGGAGAAAAAAUAUCCAAUAAACAGAAAAUAGUGAGAUUCAAAAGAAAUGGUUCCUGCUCCUCUAUUUUACAUGAAAACCAGGACUCCCAUGGUGUGGAUGAUUGGAACAAAAGCCAUGAGAAAGGUUUAAGUCAUGUGGUAGAGAACAUCUGUGAAUACAAUGAAGAAAAUCAAUGUGGACAAAUUUCAAAUCUUAUGCUCCAGAGAACUACUGAAGUCAAAUCCUUUGAAUGCUAUGAGUGUGGAAAGUCCUUCCUGUUGCAUUCAUCACUUAAGAAUCACACCAGAUCUCAUGCUGGAAACAAACCCUAUCAGUGUAAGGAAUGUGGGAAAGCCUUCCAUUUUCUUUCUUGUUUUAAAAAGCAUAUGAAAACUCCUACAGAAGAAAAACCAUAUGAAUGUAAGGAAUGUAUAAAGGCCUUCAGUUGUUUCUCCAUGUUCAGAGCACAUAUGAAAAUUCAUAGUAAAAAGGCAAAGUAUGAAUGUAAGGAAUGUGGGAAAACAUUCAGUAGUUCUUUCCACCUCACAGAACACAAAAGAAUUCACAGUGGAGAUAAGCCCUAUGAAUGUAAGGAAUGUGGGAAGUCCUUUAGUUGUUCCUCAUCACUCUCCAAACACAAAAGAAUUCAUAGUGGAGAUAAGCCAUAUGAAUGUAAGGAAUGUGGGAAGGCCUUUAGCUAUUCCUCUCAUCUUAUAAGACAUAUAAGAAUUCACACAGGAGAGAAGCCUUAUGAAUGUAAAGAGUGUGGGAAGGCCUUCAGUGAAUCCUCAAAACUCACUAUACAUGUGAGGACACACACUGGAGAGGAGCCCUAUAAAUGUAAGGAAUGUGGGAAAGCCUACAAUUGCCCAUCCUCCUUAAGUAUCCACAUGAGAAAACACACUGGAGAGAAACCUUUUGAAUGUCUGGAAUGUGGAAAAGCCUUUUAUCUUUCCACUUCCCUGAUCACACAUGUGAACAAUCAAAGUAGAGAGAAACCCUAUGAAUGUAAGGAAUGUGGGAAGGCCUUCAGUUGUCCCUCAUCCUUUAAAACACACGUGAGAGAUCACAGUGGUAAGGUGCAACAUGAAUGUAAGGAGUGUGGGAAGGCCUUUAGUCGUUCCUCAUCCCUCACUGAACACCUAAGAACUCACAGUGGAGAAAAGCCUUAUGAGUGUGAAGAAUGUGGGAAAGCCUUCAUUAGUUCUUCCCAUCUUACAGUACAUAGAAGAACUCACACUGGAGAGAAACCUUAUGAGUGUAAAAUAUGUGGGAAAGCCUUUAUUCGUUUCUCACCUUUUAGUAUCCACAUGAGAACCCACUCUGAGGAAAAACCCUAUGAAUGUAAGGAAUGUGGGAAGGCAUUUCGACAUUCUUCAUACCUUACUAUACAUGCAAGAAUGCACACUGGAGAAAAACCCUUUUUAUGUCUGGAGUGUGGAAGAGCUUUCAGUUCUCCCUCAUCCUUUGGGAGACAUGUGAGAAGCCAUACUGGAGAGAAACCAUAUAAAUGUGAGGAAUGUGGGAAAGCCUUCUUUAGUUCUUCCUAUCUUACAGUACAUACAAGAAUUCACACUGGAGAGAAACCUUAUAAAUGUAAAAAAUGUGGGAAAGCCUUUAUUGGUCCAGCCUACUUUCGAAGACAUGUGAAAAUUCACACAAGGGACAACAUAUAAAUGUAAGGAGUAAGGGAAUCUCUGCAAGACUUUUUCUGAACUAAUGCAAUUUGUGAAGUCUCAUUUUGUGAAGUCUCAUACUGUAGAGACACUAUAAAUGUGAGAAAAUAGGA
Marmota flaviventris (yellow-bellied marmot) is the source of this 1995-nucleotide messenger RNA. The record is from RefSeq and is a predicted model, not a curated record. NCBI's taxonomy places the organism in Eukaryota, Metazoa, Chordata, Mammalia, Rodentia, Sciuridae.